Molecule: messenger RNA, 5458 nt
Organism: Dipodomys spectabilis (banner-tailed kangaroo rat)
Lineage: Eukaryota; Metazoa; Chordata; Mammalia; Rodentia; Heteromyidae
Gene: Top2a
Product: DNA topoisomerase II alpha
Exons: 35
Coding region: 108-4679 (1523 amino acids)
Biological process (GO): DNA topological change; apoptotic chromosome condensation; resolution of meiotic recombination intermediates
Cellular component (GO): nucleus
Molecular function (GO): ATP binding; DNA binding; DNA topoisomerase type II (double strand cut, ATP-hydrolyzing) activity
Source: RefSeq, a predicted model, not a curated record
CUGUGGAGAAGAGCGGUCCGGAGUCGCGUCAUCCCUUGGUGGAGCAGUGGGUUUCGUAGUUUGUGUGCUUUUUUUCGGGGUUCUCGAGACUCUUUACGACCGUCACUAUGGAGGUGUCGCCGCUGCAGCCUUUAAGUGAAAAUAUGCAAAUGAACAAAAAGAAAAAUGAAGAUGCUAAGAAAAGACUGUCUAUUGAAAGGAUCUAUCAAAAGAAAACACAAUUGGAACACAUUUUGCUCCGCCCAGACACCUACAUUGGAUCUGUGGAAUUAGUGACCCAGCAUUUGUGGGUUUAUGAUGAAGAAAUUGGCAUUAACUAUAGAGAAGUCACUUUUGUUCCUGGUUUGUACAAAAUCUUUGAUGAGAUUCUAGUUAAUGCUGCCGAUAAUAAGCAAAGGGACCCCAAAAUGUCUUGUAUUAGAGUCACAAUUGACCCGGAAAACAAUUUAAUUAGUAUAUGGAAUAAUGGAAAAGGAAUUCCUGUUGUUGAACAUAAAGUUGAAAAGAUGUAUGUUCCUGCUCUCAUAUUUGGACAUCUCUUAACUUCCAGUAACUAUGACGAUGAUGAAAAGAAAGUAACAGGUGGUCGAAAUGGCUAUGGAGCCAAAUUGUGUAACAUAUUCAGUACCAAAUUUACUGUGGAAACAGCCAGUAGAGAGUACAAGAAAAUGUUCAAACAGACAUGGAUGAAUAACAUGGGGAAAGCUGGUGAGAUGGAGCUCAAGCCCUUUAGUGGAGAAGAUUAUACAUGCGUCACCUUCCAGCCUGAUUUAUCCAAGUUCAAAAUGCAAAACCUAGACAAAGAUAUUGUUGCACUAAUGGUUAGAAGAGCAUAUGAUAUUGCCGGAUCAACUAAAGAUGUCAAAGUCUUUCUUAAUGGAAAUAAGCUUCCAGUGAAAGGAUUCCGUAGCUAUGUGGAUAUGUAUCUGAAGGAUAAGUUAGAUGAAACUGGCAACCCAUUGAAAGUAAUACAUGAACAAGUAAACCACAGAUGGGAAGUGUGCUUAACAAUGAGUGAAAAAGGAUUUCAGCAAAUUAGCUUUGUCAAUAGCAUUGCUACUUCCAAGGGUGGCAGACAUGUUGACUAUGUAGCUGAUCAGAUUGUGAGUAAACUUGUUGAUGUCGUGAAGAAGAAGAACAAGGGUGGUGUUGCAGUAAAAGCACAUCAGGUGAAAAAUCACAUGUGGAUUUUUGUGAAUGCCUUAAUUGAAAACCCAACUUUUGACUCUCAGACAAAAGAAAACAUGACUUUACAAGCCAAGAGCUUUGGGUCAACAUGUCAAUUAAGUGAAAAAUUCAUCAAAGCGGCAACUGGCUGUGGUAUUGUAGAAAGCAUACUAAAUUGGGUGAAGUUUAAGGCCCAAGUCCAGUUAAACAAGAAGUGUUCAGCUGUAAAACAUAAUAGAAUCAAAGGAAUUCCCAAACUUGAUGAUGCCAAUGAUGCAGGGAGCCGAAACUCUACGGAGUGUACACUUAUCCUGACUGAAGGAGACUCAGCCAAAACUUUGGCUGUAUCAGGCCUUGGUGUAGUUGGGAGAGACAAAUAUGGGGUUUUCCCUCUCAGAGGAAAAAUACUCAAUGUCCGAGAAGCUUCUCAUAAACAGAUCAUGGAAAAUGCAGAAAUUAACAAUAUCAUCAAGAUUGUUGGUCUUCAGUAUAAAAAAAACUAUGAAGAUGAAGAUUCAUUGAAGACUCUUCGUUAUGGAAAGAUAAUGAUUAUGACAGAUCAGGACCAAGAUGGUUCCCAUAUCAAAGGUUUGCUAAUUAAUUUUAUUCAUCACAACUGGCCCUCCCUUCUGCGACAUCGUUUUCUGGAGGAAUUUAUCACUCCCAUUGUGAAGGUGUCUAAAAACAAGCAAGAAAUGGCAUUCUACAGCCUUCCUGAAUUUGAAGAAUGGAAAAGUUCUACUCCAAAUCAUAAAAAAUGGAAAGUCAAAUAUUACAAAGGUUUGGGCACCAGCACAUCAAAAGAAGCUAAGGAAUACUUUGCAGAUAUGAAAAGACAUCGAAUCCAAUUCAAAUAUUCUGGACCUGAAGAUGAUGCUGCAAUCAGCCUGGCUUUUAGCAAGAAACAGAUAGAUGAUCGAAAGGAAUGGCUAACUAAUUUUAUGGAGGAUAGAAGACAACGGAAGUUACUUGGCCUUCCUGAGGAUUAUUUAUAUGGACAAACUACCACUUAUCUGACGUACAAUGACUUCAUAAACAAGGAACUUAUCCUGUUCUCAAAUUCUGAUAAUGAGAGAUCUAUCCCAUCUAUGGUAGAUGGUUUGAAACCAGGUCAGAGAAAAGUUUUGUUUACUUGUUUCAAACGGAAUGACAAACGAGAGGUAAAGGUUGCCCAGUUAGCUGGGUCAGUGGCAGAGAUGUCCUCUUAUCAUCAUGGUGAGAUGUCAUUAAUGAUGACCAUUAUCAAUUUGGCUCAGAAUUUUUUGGGUAGCAAUAAUUUGAACCUAUUGCAGCCCAUUGGUCAGUUCGGUACCAGGCUGCAUGGUGGCAAAGACUCUGCUAGCCCUCGAUACAUCUUUACAAUGCUCAGCCCUUUGGCUCGGUUGUUAUUUCCACCAAAAGAUGACCACACACUAAAGUUCUUAUAUGAUGACAAUCAACGUGUUGAACCUGAAUGGUACAUACCUAUUAUACCUAUGGUGCUAAUAAAUGGUGCUGAAGGCAUCGGAACUGGGUGGUCCUGCAAAAUUCCCAACUUUGAUGUUCGUGAAGUUGUAAAUAACAUCCGGCGUUUGAUGGAUGGAGAAGAACCUUUGCCAAUGCUGCCAAGUUACAAGAACUUCAAGGGUACUAUUGAAGAGCUGGCUUCAAAUCAAUAUGUAAUUAGUGGUGAAGUAGCUAUUCUUAAUUCCACCACCAUUGAAAUCUCAGAGCUUCCUAUCAGAACAUGGACCCAAACAUACAAAGAACAGGUUCUAGAACCCAUGUUGAAUGGCACUGAGAAGACACCCCCUCUCAUCACAGACUAUAGGGAAUAUCAUACAGAUACUACAGUGAAGUUUGUUGUAAAGAUGACUGAAGAAAAACUGGCAGAAGCAGAGAGAGUUGGAUUACACAAAGUCUUUAAACUCCAAACUAGUCUCACCUGCAAUUCUAUGGUACUUUUUGACCAUGUAGGGUGUUUAAAGAAAUAUGACACGGUGUUGGAUAUUCUAAGAGACUUCUUUGAACUCAGGCUCAAAUAUUAUGGAUUAAGAAAAGAAUGGCUUCUAGGAAUGCUUGGUGCCGAAUCUGCUAAACUGAACAAUCAGGCUCGCUUUAUCUUAGAAAAAAUAGAUGGAAAAAUUGUUAUUGAAAACAAGCCUAAGAAAGAACUUAUUAAAGUUCUGAUCCAGAGGGGAUAUGAUUCAGAUCCUGUGAAAGCCUGGAAAGAAGCCCAACAAAAGGUUCCAGAUGAGGAAGAAAAUGAAGAAAGUGACAAUGAAAAGAGUGAAUCUGUACCAGAUUCAGGGCCAUCCUUCAACUACCUUCUUGAUAUGCCCCUUUGGUAUCUAACCAAGGAAAAAAAGGAUGAACUAUGUAAACAAAGAAAUGAAAAGGAGCAAGAACUGGAUACAUUAAAGAAAAAGAGUCCAUCAGAUUUAUGGAAAGAAGACUUAGCUGCAUUUAUUGAAGAAUUAGAGGUUGUUGAAGCCAAGGAAAAACAAGAUGAACAAAUAGGGUUUCCUGGAAAAGGAGGGAAAGCCAAGGGGAAGAAAACACAAAUGAUGGAAGUUUUGCCUUCUCCACAAGGAAAAAGAGUCAUUCCCCAAGUGACCAUAGAAAUGAAAGCAGAAGCAGAAAAGAAAAUUAAAAGGAAAAUUAAGAGUGAAAACACUGAGACUAAGGAGGAUGGGAUGGAAAUAGAAGGCCUAAAAGAAAGAUUGGAGAAGAAACAGAAAAGAGAACCAGGUGCCAAGGUAAAGAAACAAACUACAUUGCCAUUUAAACCUGUCAAAAAAGGAAAGAAGAAAAACCCCUGGUCAGAUUCAGACUCAGAUAUGAGUAGUACUGAAAGUAAUUUUGAUGUUCCUCCACGAGAAAUAGAGCCACGGAGAGCUGCAACAAAAUCCAAAUUCACAGUGGAUUUGGAUUCAGAUGAAGAUUUUUCAGAUUUUGAUGAAAAAAUUGAAGAUGAAGAUUUUGUCCCAUCGGAUGCUAGUCCACCUAAGACCAAAGCUCCCCCAAAACAUACUGAAAAAGAACUGAAGCCACAGAAAAGUGCCACGUCAGUUAACUUGGAUGAUGCUGAAGAAAAUGUAGCCCCUUCUUCAAGCCUUCCAUCUGCUGACUUACCAGCUAAAAUUGAAAUUCUAGCUCAACCUUCUAAAAAGAAUGUGACAGUGAAGAAGACAGCAACAAAAAGUCAGUCUUCCACCUCUGUUGCUGGUACCAAAAAAAGGGCAGCUCCCAAAAAAACCAAAACAGAUCCAGCCUUAAAUUCUGAUAACUCUCAAAAGCCUGAUCCUGCCAAGAACAAGACUCGCCGCAAAAGGAAGCCAUCCACUUCUGAUGAUUCUGACUCUAAUUUUGAGAAAAUCAUUUCUAAAGCAGCCACAAGCAAGAAACCCAAAGGGGAGACCGAUGAGUUCCUUCUGGACUUUGACUCAGCUGUGGCUCCUCGGGCAAAGUCUGUACGAGCCAAGAAACCUAUCAAGUACCUCGAAGAGUCAGAUGAAGAUGACCUGUUUUAAAAUGUGAAUGGUCUCAUUGCACCUAAGACUGGUUUUUAAGUUACUCGAAGUUCUUAAUUUCCUCUCCUGAAUACUGUACACAAGACUAACAAAGUAAAGUGAAUAGAGUCCAUAAACCCUUAGCUUCUUAUACAGUGUACUGUCUAAAUAAUGAUCACCUUGUGAGCAUUAUUUUCUUCUCUACUUUGUCUGUGCUUUCUCUGUUUUCUUUGAUUAAAAUCAGAUUUCAUAUUCUUCUAGACUCAAAUUAUAUGGUCACUUCAGCAAAAAAAAAAAAAAAAUCAAAAUAUUAAGCUAAAACUGGAGCCAUUUUACUUAAGUAUUACUCUGCCUCCUUCCCUGUUUUCACUAAAUAGGAAGUAGCAUAAUUGUUUCAUCUUUAUUUUAUAGAUAAUAUUCUACCAAGUAGAACUUGAUAGCUUUAGUACAAAUAUUAUUUGGCCUUUUAAAUGAUUUUUGUUUAAACAAUGAGAAAUUGCUCCUAUCCUGAACAUCAUGUGCUGAAGAAAACCACCCUAUGUCUGAAGGAACUUAUAGUCAGCAGUAUCAAGAAAAUUAGACCAGUUGUUUGACUGUCAACUCUUGACUUGUCCCCUCUGUUGCCUGAGUCCCUGUCUCCCAGAACAGAUUUCUAGAGAAUGUUGAACUCUGAUUUUAGGACCUUUCUAGAUUGGUAUAUGUGUUUCUUGAGUGAUAUUAUCAAUGUUUUUAUAAAUAUUUACUAUGUUUUUUUACUUAGCUUCAUCCUUUUGUAUUUUAAUAAAAAUGUUCUAAGCAUU